Messenger RNA from Nicotiana tabacum (common tobacco), 1083 nucleotides. RefSeq lists its product as uncharacterized. NCBI's taxonomy places the organism in Eukaryota, Viridiplantae, Streptophyta, Magnoliopsida, Solanales, Solanaceae. The record is from RefSeq and is a predicted model, not a curated record.
UAAGGGAAAUAUCAAUAGCUUGCUUAAAGCUGCUAUUCCAACUUUCUUAUCUCCUGGCCAAAAUUUUCCUCCGUAGACGAGAAAGAAGAAAAUGAGCAUCUCAAUCUACACACCAGUUUCUCCCAAAAACCAUAUACUUUUGAAACCAAAUCAGAAUUCCCUUCCUGUUCUUCCAAGGUGCAUUUCAAUUGCUAGAAGAAGAAGAAGUACCACGAGAGCUCUGCUUUCACAUACCAAAGAAGCAGUCUUGAAAGAAUUUCAUGAGAAAAGAGCCCUUAAGAUUAUUGCAGGAUUGCAGAAUCUAGACAAAGAGAAUGUGGCUUCUGUUGUUACUGCUGCAGAUAAGGGAGGAGCAACCCAUAUAGACAUAGCUUGUGACCCUGAGCUGGUCAAGCUUGCCAUAAGCUUGACUAACCUUCCGGUUUGUGUUUCUUCUGUGGAUCCCGCAGCAUUUCCAGCUGCUGUUGAAGCAGGAGCCUUAAUGGUCGAGAUCGGAAACUAUGACUCGUUCUAUGAGAAGGGAUUGGUAUUCUCUCCUGAGCAGAUUCUGAAACUAACGAAGGAGACAAUGAGGAUACUUCCAUCAGUGACAUUGUCAGUCACUGUGCCUCACACACUAAGCCUUCCCGAUCAGGUCAAGCUGGCCGAGCUAUUAGAACAAGAAGGUGUUGACAUUAUCCAAACAGAAGGAGGAAAAUGCUCUACUCCAUCAAAGGCCGGUGUCCUUGGUUUAAUCGAAAAGGCAACACCAACACUAGCAGCAGCUUAUUCAAUUUCAAGGGCAGUCAAUAUCCCUGUCAUGUGUUCAUCUGGAUUGAGCGCAGUCACAGCACCAAUGGCGAUCACAGCUGGAGCUGCUGGCGUGGGCGUUGGCUCGGCCAUCAACAAGCUUAACGAUCAGGUGGCAAUGAUCGCAGAAGUCAAAUCCAUAGCUCAUUCAUUAGGAUUGUCAACAAAGACACAGAAUCUGUUUGAGGGUAGCAGUUUGAGACUGUAAUCCAAUCCAAUGUAGCAGGGCAAAGACCUGAAGCAAUUAGGAAUUAUUAUGAAAUUAAUAAGUAUUUCUAGCUUUAUUUUUUCGUC